UGCAUAAAUAAUUCUUUAGCAAAACAACAAUUUGAAAACAAUUAUGGAUGCGUUGCGAGUCCUGUGACGAUUGUUUGUGUGGGUCUUGUUGUCCUGCUAUGGUCAACGAUACGUGCAAGAAUUGCCAAUAAAUAUACAAUGCUCAUAAUUUUCUGUAUGUUUCAGGAAAAAAAAUUGAAAUUUUAUUGUUUAUGCGUGAUUAAAUAAAUGUUCAAAGCUUAAGUUACCGGACUUAGGCGAUUUUACGAUAAAAAUAUGAAUACGAAGUCUAGUAACUGAAACUGCAAUGGCAGAAGGAAAAGAUACAAGUGUUAAAAGGUUCAAUGAGUUAGUUAAUGUUUUUAAUAAAUAUACCAUUUUGUUUGAAUCAAAUGCUAAUCGCUCCAAGCUUAAACGUUGUUUUGAUGACGAGCCGGCCAUUUUCUCCAAAGUCGAAGCUUAUGAUAAAACCCGUUUUUAUGAUUCUCUUGCUAGAAUCAUAGACGCACAAGGAAAAUGCACCAGUGUUUAUAUUAUUGGUUGCAUUUUGAAUAUAUCUUUUAAUAGCAAAGCCGAAAAAGAAGCAAGAAAUAAGGUUAACAUUUUGGUCAAACUGCUUAAUGAUAACAAGAGAAAUGAAGAAAAUAAAGCAGCCAUACGCAUUCUUGCCUUACGUAAUUCAUUAGAAUUUUUCAAUGCUUAUAAGACUUUUUUAAAAAAGUAUGAGAAAUGUCCACACGAAAAAUAUUCCGUUUUAUUUUAUAAACUAAAAAUUUAUUUUCAACAGAUUUCUCAAUUGAAAUUUAAUAAAUCUAUACUGCAAAAAUUAGAAACACUUGACGAUCCUUUUGAGAUGUUUUAUCCAACGGAUAAAUUUAUCGAACAAAAAAUUAAAAAAUGUGACUUGAUAAAACAAACAAACGAAGAUGAUCCUAUUAAUUCCUCUUAUGUUGCUUUUAUAAAAUACUGGUAUAGAGUUAUUCAAGACGUCGAAAAAGUACUGAUUGUGUUCAAAAAAUAUAACUAUGAACUUACGCCUGAAUUCAAUGCAAAUCCAGACAAUUAUCAUGCUGAAAUCGCCUUAGUAAAAUACUUAAGAGCAAAAAAGCAAGAAAGCAUAGGCUAUAUCGGAAUAUCAAAACUUUGCUGUAAAUUAUGUAACACAACUCUUGACCUAUUAAAUAUUCAACAUGCAGGUUCACACAACAUAUUGUAUGCAGGUGCUAAUUGGAUUAUCCCAUACGGGAAUAUGUUGAAUGAAAGUCAUGUACAGGUAUUAAUCGAUGUUAUAAAACAUUAUUUUCAGAAAAACAUAAACAUGUUUUAUUCCGACAUAAUAAGGGAUACAGAAUUAUCGUGUUUUAAUGUUGAUGAUAACAUGGAAUAUUUAAAUCAAUUAGAGAGUAUAUUUGAAAAAAAGGAACAUGUUGAUAUCGACCAUGAAAAAAGAAAUCAGGUUGCAGACAUAUCAAAUGAUGAUAUAGAAGUUGAUAUUAGUUUUUUUCAUGAUGAAAAAUUAUUAUCAUUAUCGGAAUUAAAAACAGAUCUCCAGAGUGUUGAAAUUUUGACUAAGACCAUGUGAAAAAAUGAUCAUCAUAAGUCAAUAGCUAACAUUUUUGAAUUAUACAAAAUUUUAGUUUUACUUUAUUCUCAGGUACUUGAAAAAUAGAGAAGAGGGAAUAACCGUACCUAGUUAACAAGUUAGGGUGUUUAAAUAUUUGUUUAAAAAAUGAUAUGUUAAAUUAUUUACCCAAACGUAAUAAACAAAAAGCGUCUAAUUGC
Messenger RNA from Hydra vulgaris (swiftwater hydra), 1761 nucleotides. Lineage: Eukaryota; Metazoa; Cnidaria; Hydrozoa; Anthoathecata; Hydridae. The record is from RefSeq and is a predicted model, not a curated record.